This is a messenger RNA of Colossoma macropomum (tambaqui), 2124 nucleotides long. RefSeq names its product ring finger protein 8, E3 ubiquitin protein ligase (gene rnf8). Gene Ontology annotation, molecular function: ubiquitin protein ligase activity; histone binding. The coding region runs from base 415 to 1869 and encodes 484 amino acids. Gene Ontology annotation, biological process: protein K48-linked ubiquitination; double-strand break repair; ubiquitin-dependent protein catabolic process. Lineage: Eukaryota; Metazoa; Chordata; Actinopteri; Characiformes; Serrasalmidae. The record is from RefSeq and is a predicted model, not a curated record. The transcript has 8 exons. Gene Ontology annotation, cellular component: cytosol; ubiquitin ligase complex; site of double-strand break.
AAGACAAAACCGGUCCCAGCAUUGGCUGUUUUCACAUUUUUACAUUCUGGCUUUUUGUGUGUGUUAUCUCCCGCCUUUAGUGUAAUCUAAAUUCUCAUAAAUCUAACUGAGCUGCUGAUUAGUGCAGUUUAAUGUACAUUUUUUGUAAUUAAUCAUUUAUUUGUAGUUUGAGUGGUUCAGUUCAGUUUAAUGUAACUUGGUUAGCAAGCUAACGUUAGCUAGCUAGGUUAGUUAACGUUAGUGCAGUUUAAUGUAGUUCAGUAUAAUUCUGUUUAUUUUUUGUUCAGUUUAAUGCUAGUUUAGAGCAGUUUUGUGGUUUAGUUUAGUUUUAGCUCUGCUUCACGCAGAGCUGCCGUGUACAAUGACAGCAAAUCUCAUCGUCGUAGUUAUUUAAUCCUAGAUUUUAAGUUAAAUAUGGAGGAUGUCGAUGAAGAACCAAGCAGCCCUGAGGGAGAAAAUCCUAUAAAUGACAAAAUAUGGUGUUUAAAACGAGUUGGGAAAGACACCGGCUGGUUACGGCUGAACGAAAACUCUGAGGUUACCAUAGGCCGUGGCCUGAAUGUCACCCAUCAGAUCCUGUCAGUAAGUUGUCCACUGAUGAUCUCCAGAAACCACUGUAUGCUAAAGCAGAGGGAGGAUGGACAGUGGACAGUCACUGAUAAUGAGAGCAUAAAUGGAGUGUGGGUGAACGGAACACGUAUUUCCACUCGGAAACCUCACGUCCUACAGCAGGGCGAUGCUGUGAGGUUAGGUGUCCCUUUGGACGGCAAUCCGGUCGAGUUUGAGUACAUCCUGGUUCACCGCAGACUCAGCAAAAUCAAAGAUUUCUUGACUAAGGCUGUUGGCACGGAGGCCGUAGCAAACAUCUCUGUCCCUAAACCCAAAAAGUCGAAGCGUAAGUUUGGCACGGAUGAAGUGGAAGCAGGAACCACGCUGGAUUCCAAGAGCAAGCUUUAUCGCAGUUCCAAUACAGACAAGUCCAGUGCCCAGCCGUGUCCGACGGCAGCAGCACAUCAGAGGGUCUUACCUGCCUGCAGGGGGCCUGAUGUCCCACCUGGAAGCUCCACCCACUGCAGUGAUAGCAGCCAGCAGCUGGCCACCCUGCAGCGCUACAAUAACAACCUGCGAGCGCUGAAGGAACGAAUGGGGGCCACUCAGAAACGGGCGGCCAAGCUAGCAGGGCAGGAACGUGCCAGCCCGGAGCAGCAGAGGAAGAUGCAGGAGCUGCAGGAACAGAUGGAGGUUUUACGAGGCCAGCUGAACUCCCAGCAGGAAAUGGCCCUACACCGUGUGGAGAUGCUGGAGAAAUCCAUCUGUGAGGAGGAAAGGAGACUUGAGAUCCAGCAAGCCCAACAGAAUGAAGAUGGUCUGAAGAAACAGCUGGAGGAGGCGUUAAAAGAGCAACGAAAAGUGAUCGAAGAGCUCAAACAUGCAAGGGAAGGAUUUAAGGAGGUCCUACAGGCCAAAGACAAGGAGUUGGAGGUUACCAAGGAGGAGAAGGAGAAGGCGAGAGCACAGAAGGAGGAGGUUGUCACACAGAUGACAGAAGUGCUAGAAAAUGAACUGCAGUGCAUUAUCUGCUCUGAGCUUUUCAUCGAGGCUGUGACGUUAAACUGUGCGCACAGUUUCUGUCAGCACUGUAUCGGAGACUGGCGGAGACGAAAGGAUGAGUGUCCGAUCUGCAGGCAGGCCAUCCUCUCCCAGACACGCUCUCUGGUGCUGGACAAUUGCAUCGACCGCAUGGUGGAGAACCUCAGCGCAGAGAUGAAGGAGAGGAGGCUGGCUCUGAUCAGGGAGAGGAAAGGUGAGAGGUCAGAGCAAAGCCCCGUCUGUGGCAGUGGUAGUGAUCCAGGACAGCAGCAGCAGUGACGGUGACUUAUCGGUCUACUCGUCCACAGAGGGCUACCUGGUCAACCCCAGGUUUCCGUACUGCAUCGACUCCAGUGACUCAUCUUCAUGGAGUGAUUAAAACCAAUUACAGUGUUGUAGCGAUACACUCUCACACUUAGAAUUUGAAAUGUUUUUUGUUUUUGUUUGUUUUUUACUUGGUUGUAGAUCAGUGUACCAUAUUGUUUUCUUCUCUUGUAUAAAUAAAGCAGGUUUAUUUGUUUUUGCAUUCAGCUA